Molecule: messenger RNA, 5962 nt
Organism: Hyalella azteca
Lineage: Eukaryota; Metazoa; Arthropoda; Malacostraca; Amphipoda; Hyalellidae
Product: palmitoyltransferase ZDHHC3
Exons: 5
Coding region: 244-1173 (309 amino acids)
Biological process (GO): peptidyl-L-cysteine S-palmitoylation; protein targeting to membrane
Cellular component (GO): Golgi apparatus; endoplasmic reticulum
Molecular function (GO): protein-cysteine S-palmitoyltransferase activity
Source: RefSeq, a predicted model, not a curated record
GUGACCAUGAAUGGUUACUUACCCCUGAAAGGAUCAGCUCCAAAAAUUUGUUUAUUUUUUAUUUCAACCAAUUUUUUGAGUGACCUUACAAAUAAGUCUAAAAAUUUCUGAAAAUAGGUCUAAAAAUGUUCAAACCAUUUAUUUGAGAGCUCAAAUUUUUUUAAAUUUUAUUGAUGGUUGGUGUAUCUAUUGCUAGUCAUUGCUAAGCGACACUUGGUAGGUUUGUAUGGAGGUGCGGCCACCAUGUAUAACUCAGCUGGCAAUGGAGGCUACCAAAUGGUGGGCGGACAGAUCAAAGACACGCACAACAGAUGCUUCGGUGGCAGAUUCUGGUGUGUUCGAGACAUCUGUGGCAUCAUCUGUGCAGUGAUGACGUGGCUGUUGGUUGUAUAUGCUGACAUUGUUGUUGUUCUGGUCAUCUGCAGCAGUGGUGGCAGCAGCAGUAAUGGCAACAAUGCUAAUGCACACUACACUCCUGCAUCAUCACUCUCUGCAUACUCUGUCAUAAACUUCAUCAUCUUCAACUUACUGGCUUUCUUGGCUUUAGCCUCACAUACACGAGCCAUGUUGUCUGAUCCUGGUGCAGUUCCUAAAGGCAAUGCUACUCGGGAGAAUAUAGAACUUUUGGGACUGCAGGAAGGCCAGGUCAUAUUCAAGUGUCCCAAGUGCAUCAGCAUAAAGCCUGUCCGCGCUCAUCACUGUUCUGUGUGUCAGCGCUGCAUCAGGAAAAUGGAUCACCAUUGCCCUUGGGUCAACAAUUGUGUUGGCGAGAACAAUCAAAAAUUUUUUGUUCUCUUUACACUAUACAUUGCCCUGCUGUCACUGCAUGGCCUACUGCUGGGGGGCUACCACUUCGUGACGUGCGUGGGCAGCGAGUGGCGCCACUGCUCGAGCGUGUCUCCUCCAGCCACCGUUGUCUUGCUUCUCUUCCUCAUAUUUGAGAGCCUCCUGUUCGCCAUCUUUACCGCCGUCAUGUUCUUCUCUCAGCUCUCCGCUAUCUGGAACGAUGAGACGGGAAUCGAGCAACUGAAGAAAGAGCAAGGCACGUGGGAGCGCAAGUCCCGUUGGCGCAGCGUGCAGUCUGUGUUUGGUCGCUUCUCUGUGUCCUGGUUGAAUCCCUUCACUCUUCCGCCUCUGUCGGUCCGUCAUCAGCCUUUUUCUUAUGCUGUGUAGCAUCUGCUAUAAACCUUCACUCCAGCAGGGUCAAUAGGUUGUGAUCCGCCUUCCGCAUUGACUCCAGCCAGACUUUUAUUUUCUGAUCAACCAUCCGCCUGUACUCCGGCCAGAUCUUUACGUUGUGAUCAUUCAUCCGCCUUAACUCCGGCCAGAUCUUUAUGUUGUGAUCAUUCAUCCGCCUAAACUCCGGCCAGAUCUUUUUGUUGUGAUCAAUCAUACGACUGCUCCAGCUUGAUUGGUUGGGUCAAUUGCUCAUUAUAUGGAGUUAACACAUGACCCAAAUGUAUGCAUUGCUGCCCAAGCGAUUUGACUCGAGGCAACGGUGUAGGUAUCAACCGGUGUCUUGAGUUCCUCUAAUUACAGUUUUAUUCCCACAUCUGCAUGUUGCAAUCACAAAGGUAAUGUAAUAAGAAAGUCUCGUUAAUUGCAUUUCACAUGGUGUAGAACGACACAAAGUAUUGGAACCUUUAUUUAAAUAUUUAAGUAAAUAGCAAAAAUUUUGCUAUUUCCUUGUAUUUUCAUUGUGACAAUGUUAUAACGAAAUCAGUCGAAGCACUUGCCCGGAAUAGUCACAAACUUUUUCGUGAAUUACAAUGAAUGUAUUCCAUUUAGGGAUAUUUUGUCAAAGUUGUUACUGGAUCAAUGGGUGCGUAUUUAGUUCCUUUCUCUUGGGAGGGAUGGAGUGAAGUGUGUUGCGCGCUUAAUUUGGAUGCUGGACUCGGAGUAACUUGCAUUUUUUUCUUGCUUAUUUCUUUCUUACUUUCAAUUGUGCCACUAUUUUCGCCAUACCCUAAACACCAAAAAAUGUUUUAGCAAUUCUUACCUCAUUUAAAUUCAGUCAUUCUCUUUACAUUUCAUUGAUUGAGAAUUGAAAAUUAAUUUUCGUACCAACUGAAGACUUAGUCCAAGGAUUAUUACGCCUGGUAUUCACUGUAUUAACCAGCAUUUGCCUCACAGGCUUUUUGUGUACCUAAUUUGGGUGUUAGUUCUUGAAAUUCCAGUCUCAUUUCAUCACAAUAAUGACACUUGUACAAGAAAUAAUGAACCAUGAUGUUGAUAUACCUCGUAUUUUAAUUCUAAAUUGUUGUUACUCGAAUGAUUGAUAUAAUGAUAUCUAAUUUUUAUGUAAAUAUUUUGAAUCUACAUUCAAGUGGCAAUAUUCAUGAAAAAAUUGAAUUGGCUUCAGAAUUUGUAGACUUCAGUACUUGUUUAAACGCGUUAUUUGCCCAGGAACAAAAUUGUUCUGAAUUGCUUAUCAUCCCCAAAUUACUUACACCACAAUUAUUGUCUCUGUUUAUUAGUGCAAUUAUUCUAUCACUCUUGGGAAAGAAUGGAUCACGUAUGAACGUCGAUGACUUCGUUUAUGAAUGAAAUUGGUCAGCUUUCUAAAAGUUAGCCUGGUCCAUUUCAAUCUUUAUUCUUUAUUAUUAGCAUGUUUCGCUAGUGAAAACUGUACCAAAUAGAUUAAUUAGGAGUGAUAAUAUAUAUAUUUAUAGUGUAAUCGUGACUGAUGACGUUUGACUAUAAAACUUGUAAGAGAUAACAGCACCAAUGUUUGCUCUCCGUGUUCCUGGAAAGUCUUCCAAGAGCUGGCCUGUCUGUGUAGCGAUAUCUACUCAGACGUUCUUAUCAUACUGAAAAUAAUUUUUUUUGGCAUAAUUAUCUUUUUUAUCUAAUGAAAAUUAGGUGGUAUCACUUAUUUCGUAAGUUUCUUUUAUCCAGCCUAUUUGCUCGUUUUACUUAAUUUCAUUGAAACCCUAAAACAAUUGCCAUUAUUCUGAUAAGUUUUUGGUGUUCAAUUCGUUUGUUGUUGACUGCUUAGAUCCAAACGUGGCGUAGAGCUUCGCCUUCCAAUCCAAGUAAUUUUUUAAAAUUCAUAUAAUGUCACAACCAAUGAAUUUUCACAUAUUUAACUGCCUUUGCUCACCAAUUCACGCUAUGAAUAUAGCUUAUUUUUGAUAAAUUUGAUGUGAAAGCAAAUGAAGUAAUCUAAUGACUUGACUCAAUGAUAAUCUGAUGGUCAGCUAUGCGUACAUGUCGUACAAUCUUCAGAAUCAGAGCUGCAGCAGUAAACUUGGUGAACCCAAUUGCAUUUUACGCUACUCUGAUGCUGAUUGGCAGAGUCUCCUUGAAUCGAGCUAUUCAUCUGACCGGCCGGCCAGUUAGUGAUGAUUGUAUUGCUUUCAGUUGCAACUUGUUUGCUUGAUGACUUGAUGUAAUUUUGCUUAUUCGAAGUUCGUUCUAAGUGCUUCGUUCUAAGUGUAAAUUUUGAAUAAUUAUCAUUUAUCUAAAUUUGUUUCUGCCGACUUAACUUUUGAACAAAUGUUUUGCUGACAACGUUGUUCGCACUCCUGACUCAAUCCUCUGCAACUUGCCUCGGUAGUUGUUGUGUAUUUUCACUGCUCGUUACUUAGAUUCUGUAGUGGAUGUCUAACUUUAGAUGUGUUAUCUGUGUCUGAUAUAUCGUUACAAGCUAGUUGUGCUCCGUAGUGUAGCUUGUUGUGCUCACUGCAGAUACAGUACAUUUAUAGCAAGCAAAGCAGAGUAGAAUUUUAGAGACAGGUAAAUAUAAUACAUUUCUGUUAAAUAAAGGCUUGUGCUAAUCGAUGUCCAUGCUGAAGAUUGCCUUCUGAUUGUGAAUGAUGAUUCUCUGGCUUGCUUCUCGUACCUAGUUCGUGUUUGCCGGUUGUGAAUAUUUUGUUAGUAUUACAAUUUUGAGCAUUAAAGCGACCCUCUAGCUCAGUCCUAAUGGUUUGCAGCCUGUAUGCAUAUGUUUUGGAGGCGUUAUGAUAUUAUUUUGGAGUUUAAUUAGUUGCGUCCGUCUGUAGGAAACUCAAGUUCAGUGGUUACAGUUCAGAGUAUCAGGCUCAGAGCAGAGAGGUGCGGGUUCGAUCCCAGCUCUGUGCGUUAGCUUCUGGUCAGAAUCUGCAUGGAGGAAAAAUUGGACAAGCGAGUUGCGUGUUCGAGACCGCUAGAAGCUGCUAAUGUUCUGUGAAGUUAAGAAUCGGCGACUGGCCAACGACCUUAUAAACGCCGAAAAAAAAAUAAUGUCAACAUCGGCAGGUACUCGCCUAGCUUUUUGUAACACUCGAUGCGAUGAACGUCAAAUGGUUGUUCGGUUAUUCCGCGUUGCCUAAACUAGUUUUAAAUAAUAACCAUAUAUAGAUAGAAUUUUAUUUUCUUGUGGUCUUGAAGUAUGUGUUAUAAUCACUGCAACCAAAAAAACGUAUUCGCUUUAUUCCAAACUCGUUAUCUUAUUCAAACUUGUUCUGUGCAAGCUAUUACUUCUCUGAACCCCGUCGUUCUUUUCUUCGUCGCAACCAUCACAAAAUUUUAGGAUCUCUGCACUGUCUCUAAUCGAUUUCUGCUGGUUGUAAUUUUUUUUAACAGUCAACCAAAGACUGAUAAUUAAUUAAUUCACGUUGCAGGUAUGUUUCCAAUGAUUAAUGCGAUGACAGUUGCUUCAUUAGUCGUGUAUGUAGGCAAUUUACGCGCUCUCGUCACCAAUAGCUCAGUUGUAUGGCCUGAGAUUCUCAUUUGAAUCCUCGGAAUUGAUUUUGAUAGGAUAUUUUGCAUUUCACGUCGCUCGCCGGUUAGUUAUUAAUUUGGUAAUUGAUAUUGAUUGUAUAAUUAUUCGUUGUUUGUCGAUAUAAAUAUUAUUUGUAAGGGAGAAUGUCGGUGGAAGUCGUUCGAAAUUUCCAAAAUACUAUGAUUGUUUUUUAAUUUUAAGUUUCGGCGUUUAAGACAUAAAAUGAAAUCGAGAAUUAUUGCAAAUCCGGCAAAUAUUUUGUGUGCUAGAGGCGAUAUUUCCUCGAUCCUUCCUUUAAUGGAGUCUAUUGCAAAUAUUCUGUAAAUUGCAAGCAAUUGUUUCUAUAUUUUUACAAUAUUUUCUACGUGUAAAAAUGUUUAAUUUCGUUAACGUGCAGUGACUCGAUUAUUGGAGAAAUGUCAUUUCCAGCAGGCCUCGAGUUGCAAUUUUUCAUUACACAUCCAAUCGUUGACCAGAAUAGGUACCGUUGAAUAGAUACCUGACUGUUACUUCUAUCCGAAGUAACAGUCAGCCAGAAACUUACACGACUACUAUUUCACGAGCUUACUUUUCUAACAUAAAAAUUGAUCAAAUACGCAUAACUCCAUUCCACUGCUACCAAUUUCUGGGUCUAACAAUAAUGUACAUGUAUACCUGCACACGCGUCUCUCUGCCUCUGAGAAGCUUUGUUCCAAUGUCAGCACUUUAACGUUCAAGAAUCAAUUACGCCUUUAGGAGCAAAACUGUGCCGAAGUUAACAAGAUUCAUCGUGCACUCGUGUUUCAGUGAGAAGCUUUUUCGUAUAUUCGUCGAAUCAAUGUACAAGAAUUAGCUUGAUCAACUUGCGGGAUAGUGGCCCAUCAAUCGAAGUGAUUUAUGGCGAGAUUUCCCUGCGAUUAUUCCCCUUCCCCGCGUUUCUCGCAACAGUUAACAUCGUAGAACUUAAGUUCCACCCUUAUUCUUGAUGCAGCAAGGAUACAUGGCAGGUGUUAAGCUAAGAAUUAAUGGCACUAAAAUUGGUUGGUAUUCCGCUGUAGUACAUGUUUCGAUUAAGUGCAUUUGUGUUCAACAAUAUUGCACUCGUAUCAGGAUUCUCGUGACCAGAAACCUGCAAUACUCUGCUAUUCCGCGAUGCGUGGUAUUGGUCUCGCUAGAAUAGAUGAUCCACCUUUUCCUUGAACGUUGUAUUUUUAUAUGUGAAAUGGGGGAAAAUUGUAACGCAUUAGAUGCCUUCACAAAUAUAACCGUGAUAUGCAA